AUGAAAUUCAUUGGUCAAAGUCGUAUAUACUACUACACUCAACUACUACCAUGGCGUGUCUAUAAAUAUGGAAGUGUAGGUUGGAGUAUUCAACUCAUCAUUGUGACUAUGAAUUUAAUUCAAACACAAAAACGUCUUAUGACCAAAUUGAUUGUGAUGUGUAGUUUGAUUAGUUGUAUUCAAUUACAGAUGUUAGUACUAGCCAGACCUGAAGCAGGUGGUAACAAGGAUGAUGCGUUUUAUAGAUUUGGAUAA
This is a messenger RNA of Schistosoma turkestanicum, 255 nucleotides long. NCBI's taxonomy places the organism in Eukaryota, Metazoa, Platyhelminthes, Trematoda, Strigeidida, Schistosomatidae. The record is from the annotation of a GenBank genome assembly.